GGGGAGAGUCAUGGGUCCACUUCCUCCUUCCUUCUCCGAUUCUUUUUUCGAACUUUCCCUGAACAAACCAACUUUCUCUCAAAGAAAAUGACUUCCAUCGAUUUCGACAACGUGAAAGCAGAGAAAGCCAAGGCACUGCACCGUUUCAAGACCAUUGGUUUCCUCUUCCGUAUCACUGAGAUCUGCGUCGCUCUUCUCUUACUCUGUUGGAUUUUCACUUCCCUCCCUUUCGCCGUCAAAAUCUCCGGCGAGUUCCUCCGCCGUAUCUCUUACAUUGUAUCCACUCCUCUCUUCAUGUUCCUCCUCGGAAACUCCAUCGUCGUCGCUCUCCUCACCACCAAAUCCACCGUCUUCUCCGCCGCUGGUGCCGUCGACGGCGGAGCGGAGGCGGAUAUCUACGACGUGUUUAUCAGAACCGGCGAAAACCGCGCGAAUUCUCCCGACGGUGGGGAUCCGAUCAUCGUUUACGACGAUAAACAGAUCGUCAACACUGAAAAAGAUUCAAAUUCAAAUCACACGGAGGCGCGUGAGGACUACACGGAGGCGCGUGACGAUAAUACGGCGGCGAGUGAAGAGCACGCGCAACUAAAACCGGUGAAGGACUCUGUUACUGACACCGAUGCAUCGGAGAAUCAUCACAUUACGAAGGUUUUUCGAAGGAGCAAAUCGGAAAUCACAUCGAAGGAGACUCAAGAGACGGCGGCGAAACCAUUGCUCCGGCGAUCGGAGACGGAGAAGUGCCGGGAAAUAGUGGAGGCGUGCGAGGAAGUUCCGUUUCCGGAGGAUAAUCUGACGAACGAAGAGUUUCAGAAAACGAUCGAAGCAUUCAUCGCGAAACAGUUGAUAUUCCGUCGCCGGGAAUCACUUGCCGUCGUUAUCCAUAACCAGAAAUGAUUUAACUGAAUAUUUUUUAUAUAUAUGUAAUAGACAUAAGCUAUGUAAUGUAACUUCGAGUUCGAACCAACAAACAAAAGUUUUGUAAGGAAGAAGAACAUCGAAGAGAUCGGUCGGUUCCAUCUCGUGUUGUGUUCCUUUCGUUGUUUGGGUUAAAUACGUAUAGUUAAUGUUCGAAUCAAGAUUUGUCGAAAGAUUCGGAUGCAUUUUAGAACUCGAUUUACAUGAACAGUGUGUGUAUGUUUCUCUGUACUAUUAUUUUGCCUUCUGUUGGUUCAGCCAAGUGUCACUACCCUGAAGUGAUAAUAAUACAAACUUGAAGUAGAA
Eruca vesicaria subsp. sativa (arugula) is the source of this 1221-nucleotide messenger RNA. The record is from the annotation of a GenBank genome assembly. NCBI's taxonomy places the organism in Eukaryota, Viridiplantae, Streptophyta, Magnoliopsida, Brassicales, Brassicaceae.